Messenger RNA from Manihot esculenta (cassava), 1599 nucleotides. RefSeq names its product protein NRT1/ PTR FAMILY 1.2. Gene Ontology annotation, biological process: transmembrane transport; oligopeptide transport. The transcript is spliced from 3 exons. The record is from RefSeq and is a predicted model, not a curated record. NCBI's taxonomy places the organism in Eukaryota, Viridiplantae, Streptophyta, Magnoliopsida, Malpighiales, Euphorbiaceae. Gene Ontology annotation, cellular component: plasma membrane. Gene Ontology annotation, molecular function: transmembrane transporter activity. Bases 1 to 1599 code for a protein of 532 amino acids.
AUGGUGUUCUAUUUGACGAAAGAAUAUCACAUGAGUGUAACCCAAGCUACUACUACAAUCUUCCUUUGGAAUGCUGCUACAAAUUUCACACCUCUUUUGGGUGCUUUAAUCUCUGAUUCAUACUUGGGUCGCUUUCUCACCAUUGGCAUAGGUUCAACAUUCAGUCUCUUGGGAACGAUCCUUAUGUGGUUAACAGCCAUGAUUCCGUUUUUGAGACCUCUCCAGUGCAACCAAAUGACCCAAGAAAUAUGUGAAAACCCAACAACACUCCAAAUGGCUAUACUUGUCAUUUCUAUGGGCUUAGUCUCUAUUGGCGCUGGUGGUAUUAGGCCAUGUUCCUUAGCAUUUGGGGCUGAUCAAUUGGUUAAAAGAUCUGACUCCAAAAACAAAGGACUGUUAGAAAGCUAUUUCGGGUGGUACUAUGCCUGCACAGCCAUUGCUGUUCUUCUGUCUAUGACAGUAGUUGUUUAUAUCCAAGAACGUUAUGGUUGGAAAGUCGGUUAUGCGGUUCCUGCAAUUCUUAUGUUCUUGUCUGUUUUUUUAUUCUUUGUUGCUUCUCCACUUUACUUCAAGCAAAAAGAACGCACGAAUUUGCUUACCGGCUUUGCACAAGUCCUCGUGGCUGCUUACAAGAAUAGAAAAGUUCCAUUCCCUCCAAAAGAUGCAUACAACAAGUAUUAUCAUAAGAAGAAUUCAGAAUCCAGUGUACCAACUGAGAAUCUAAGGUUCUUAAACAAGGCUUGCAUCAUCACAAACCCAGAACAAGAUUUAGCUUCAGAUGGAUCAGAACCAAAUUCUUGGAGUCUUUGCACGGUAGAGAGAGUAGAAGAACUUAAAGUUAUUAUCAGAGUUAUCCCAAUAUGGUCCACAGGGAUUAUGAUCUCGAUAAAUGUUAGUCAAGGCUCAUUGCAAGUAUUCCAAGCUAUCUCUAUGGACAGACACUUAACUCCCAAUUUUGAAAUUCCAGCAGGCACUUUUGCUAUGUUCUUAAUCAUUUCUGUAAUAGCAUGGAUUGUUCUUUAUGAUAGAGUAAUCAUUCCCUUAGCAUCAAAAAUCAAGGGUGAGCCAGUGAGACUCGAUGUUAAAUUGAGAAUGGGAAUUGGUAUAUUUUUUUCUUGCAUGGCAAUGGUAGUUGCAGGAAUUGUUGAGAAUAUUCGACGAAGAAAAGCAAUCAUGGAAGGGCAUUUAAACAAUCCUCAAGCUGUGGUGCAGAUGUCUGCACUAUGGCUUAUUCCACAAUUUUGCUUUCAUGGCUUAGCAGAAGCAUUUAACUCUAUAGCCCAAUCAGAGUUCUUUUAUUCAGAGUUUCCAAAGAGCCUCUCAAGUAUUGCUGGUGCUCUAUCUGGACUAGGAUCGUCAGUGGCAAAUUUAUUGGCAACUGUUAUUCUGAGUGUUGUUAAUCAAAGUACUUCGAAAGGAGGCAAAGAUGGAUGGGUUCCUGAUAAUAUUAACAAGGGUCGUUAUGACAAGUACUAUGGACUUCUUGCAAUUAUGAGUUUUUUGAAUUUGCUAUAUUUCGUAUUCUGUUGUUGGGCAUAUGGUCCUUCCAAAGAUCAAUCGUCAAAUUUCGGAGAUGAUGACCAGGAGGAAGAAGAAUAA